Messenger RNA from Durusdinium trenchii, 3191 nucleotides. Lineage: Eukaryota; Dinophyceae; Suessiales; Symbiodiniaceae. The record is from the annotation of a GenBank genome assembly.
CAAAAUUGGCUUGGGCAUAGUACUGUCAUGCUAAGCAGCCACACCGACAAAGCUAGCACUGACUUUGUUUACUAUAUUCUUUUGAUGCAUCGGCAUGUCCAAGGUCCAAUCUGCAAAAUAUGACGUGAUGUUUGGAAGCCUGCAUGUCAAUGUUUGGUUUUGCAACGAUGUCUUGUUGGACGGAUGAUGGUGCGGUAGUAGACGCUCAUGGCAACACUGGUAAGUUUCAAGCGCAAUCAGGGUGUGAGGUGGACGGCGUUUGAAGCCACCGUGAGAACUUCUCUCACUUUGGUGCUUUGAUGUGCUUUGCCCUUGAGAAAGUGAUCACUGGCCUCAGAUGAAGCUCCAGAGGCCCUCAAGAUCAAAGACCUCAAGCGUUCGUUGGGCUGCAUGUGUGCUGCUAGCGGCGCUAGCACUUGUGGUUUGCGAGUGGCUCCCCAGAAGACUGUUCAAGCCUUUCAGCAUGUGCUUCACACCUUUCAAUUUCGUCCGUUCAUCCAAAUGCCCUGGGGGCACACUGUUUUGUGGUGGCACUCCGGGGGAUUUCGGCUUUGAUCGGCGGAUCCUGUUUCCUUUAAGUGCAUCCCACCCAGAGGCCCGGACCAAAUACAACAAAUCGGAGGAAGACAAUACAACAAAUCGGGGCAGGAGAAGUGCUUGGAACCAAACGAAGUCUAAAGGCUUCAGUGAGAGAAAUGCUGCAGUUCCAUCACCUGUCGGUCGGGUCGAAGAUCAACUUUUCGGACAAGAUGAAAACGAGUCGCAAGCAGAGCCUUCACGCCUGAAAACUGCUUUUGAGUUCACUUCAGAAACUGAAAUCCAGCGGAAGCAGCAAGAGGCUACAGGUGUUUCUGCCAAAGCACAAGAGGUUACAGCUAUUGCAGACUGGCUGCAGGAUCCCAAGUUGCUUGAGACCCUGCGACAGGCACCACGUAGUGCAGAUGCCCGCUUCAAGCUGGCACAGCGAGUGCGAGGCUUGCGAGGCUUGAGGGAGGAAGGCACCACGAACUCCAGUAGCGAAAAGCUCGGAGCCUACGCGGGCCGUCGCUACAGCCAAAAAGUUUCCUGUGCUGCUGCCUUGGAGCUUAUGCGUUUGCUAUGGAGGGGAGCCUUGCGGCUUCCACACGAGCUCGAGCUUGAACUUGCAAAUACCGGUGCCACCUUCCUAGCAAGUUUGGAUAGCGAUCAAGAUUCAGAACUCUCCCUGGACGAGUUUAUUGAAUUUGCUGCAGUCCUUGUCCAGCUCUCGGACACCAGAGUUUCGGAAGUUGCCUCGGAGCUUGACCAAAUGGUGGCAAAGCCGGCUUUUCUCAGCGCUCUUGGGCUAAUUCUACGACAGCUGUCUGACAGCAUUGACAUGUUGAGCGCAGACAUCAGGUACAGCUGCCGGCUGUUGGCCAAGAGCUUUCAAGGCCCUUUGCAAAGCCUUGAGACAUGCUGGCUGAAACGUGCGGCCAGUGAUGCAGUCACAUUGGUACCCUUCACAGCUAUUUGCGCCCUGCCACUUCCAUUUGCCGGCCAUGCUGGCCUUUUCUGGUUGAUUAAAACCACCGCUCCAAAGCUGCUGCCCUCGUGUUUCUCUCCUCUCCGGCUGCAACUAGCACAAGCGCGGCGUGAUGUCAGGAAGCAUCCAGAUUUCAAGGAUUGGAGGCUCUAUGGGGAAGCAUCGGAGGAGCUUGAUGCAGCUGUCGUGGCGAUUUUUCAACAGAAGGAAAGCUCUGCCGCCAGCGGAUCAAUUCGCCAGCUCUUUGAGGAGCUUGAUGAUCAUGGCAUCGGCAGCCUCAAUCAUAGCGCUGUUCUGAGCAUUGUGCAAUCCUUGUGGAGCGGAAGACUCAACCUCCCAAAGCAGGGAAUGGAAGACUUCCGUAUGGAUGCGUCGGCGCUUAUGGUUGUUGUUGACAGACGACGAAGCGGUUCGUUGACGUUGGGUGAGUUCACGGAGUACAUACAAACCCUAGUAGAGGUUGCAAGAACGUACGACGCCAAUCUCCAAGACGGCAAUGGUCAACAAACAAUGCUGAUGCAGGAUGUAUAUGACAGCUUUUUCACUCUCUUGCGAGAUAUACGCUAUGGGAUGUAUGUGUUGAAGAAGCGGUUGCAAAGGCGGCUGAGGCCCCUGGAGCAAGCCAUGCUGAAACGCACGACCCAGGAUGUUUUAUCUAUUUUACCCUAUUUGCUUGUUGCUCGCAUGAAACUCUUGACUCCUGCACUGAAGAUCCUUUUGUGCAUGAUUCUUUGGAAGAAUGUGCCGGCACUGAGCCCUUCAGCUUCAACGAAGCCCAGAAGACGUUUUGCACGGGCGUGGGCUUCAAUUGCAGUCAAGCAGCGAACACGUGCCCUAGCUGGUUGGGAGCGUCGACACUAUGAUGGAGCAGGUGAAGUGAUGGAUUCGAUGCCAAAUGAAGAGACACGAAGAUUGGCACUCGAGAACUUGUUCACGAACUUUGAUGAGGGCAGCGGCACGCUUACCUAUGGCCAAGUGUUUGCCAUUGCGAAGCCCAUCAUGGAAAAGUAUUCGCUUGAUGUGUUGGAUGCUUUGGGUCUUGUCAUUCAGAUAGCUUCAGAUACAGAUGGCGCCGUCACCAAAUCGGAAUUUGUGGAGUUUAUGUCAUCCUUGGAGGAAAUGCCUGUUUUCGCCAAAAACAACACGGCCACUCUGAGCGAGCCACUUGCAACAAGAUUGAAGAGAUUGAGCUUUGAAAAAGUGAAGGAUGGAGUGAAGAAGGAGGUGCGAGAAUUGGUGGACAGCGUCUCUAUGGUCAGCCAAGAUUUGUCAUAUUCAGCCGCACUUCUCCGCAGCCCAAGUCCGGAAGGGAUGACAAGGUUCUCUGAAACCGAAAGCGCGUGGCUAUGGCGGACCUUGAAGGACAUGCUUCUCUUCUUGCCAGUCGGUGCCAUUAUAGUCGCCCCGCUGACACCUGUUGGCACUGCCAUCGUCAUCGCAAUCUUCAAACGCUUGGUUCCUUCAUUAGUCCCGUCCUCGUUCCGCAGACCACGCUUGAAUUUGAUGAGUGCCCGCAGGACAGCUCAGCCAGAGAAAGCUGUGGAAGAAAAUGCCCGGCGCCGACAGUGUUCAAUUCUGAGAGCAAACCACUUAAUGACUUAAUGCCAGAUGUUCUUGUAAAUCGCAUGGUGAAUAUUGACCUCAGACACUUGUUGGUUGAAAUAGUAUAUAUAUAUAUUAAUAUAUA